Messenger RNA from Ascobolus immersus RN42, 909 nucleotides. The record is from the annotation of a GenBank genome assembly. NCBI's taxonomy places the organism in Eukaryota, Fungi, Ascomycota, Pezizomycetes, Pezizales, Ascobolaceae.
CACACACAAGACAGCUGAGAAAGCUUACAGAAUCAGCAGUACUUCAACCGAGACCCUCUCCUUGCGCAUACGCCUCGAAUCAACCUCGUCCUUCCCUGCUACACAGCGAAAGACAGUGUCGACAGCUUAACCUGUACCAUUUUUGCACCACCUCCCUAUCGCCUGUACGAUCGAUCGCUUGGACUAGCAUCAUGGCGGAUCAGCUGAAGCGAAUCGAACCCCCACCUGGAAUGGGAAAUUACGAGGACAAAGACCUGAAGGAGCGAAACGUCUUCGGAAUCGAUAAUGUCUUUACUCUUGAGAGAAAGGACGAUUCAGAACGGCCUCGGAAGUUCUUUAAACUUUGGUCCAACAGGUAUCCAAAGGAAGGUAUUAGACCUGAUUGUGCGACUCCGGAGAUGAUAGAUGGAAAAUACCAAAGGCGUCUGUCAGAUCAUAAAUGGAUCAUUUUCGAUUUUGGUGCGGAUGGAAACGAACAUGAUCCAAAGAUCGAGGUUGGAUGCGAGCAGUGCGGAGUUCGUAUCAGAAAGUCCCAUAAUAAGAAUGCUAAGAACCUUAACGGGUCAUUCGACCAGGCGAUGGAAGAAGAUAGGGACGGAGACGUUGUUGCCUGUCGCGACGGGGAUAUUAAGCACGAUUGGAGGCUGUAUUUUGACUAUAAUUCGGAAUCAGCGGACUACAUCUUUACGGCUUGUGCUUUAUGCGGGGCGAACCAUUGCGAUACCAAUGAUGGAAAUGCAGAGCUCUAUGGCAGUAUUGAAGAUCUGGAAUAUAUGGGAUCUCUUCUUAGGAGGCCAGAGCAAAAUUAACAAGUUGCCCUGCUAGGCAAAUUUCCUUAACAGUUCAUUAAUUUCUUUCUUGUACUGGUAUACCAGUAAAUACCCUACUUAGUAUUCAUCUAGAUAGCCU